This is a messenger RNA of Malania oleifera, 2098 nucleotides long. Its product is annotated as ALBINO3-like protein 2, chloroplastic. The record is from RefSeq and is a predicted model, not a curated record. Gene Ontology annotation, biological process: protein insertion into mitochondrial inner membrane from matrix; mitochondrial respiratory chain complex IV assembly. The transcript has 14 exons. Bases 143 to 1897 code for a protein of 584 amino acids. NCBI's taxonomy places the organism in Eukaryota, Viridiplantae, Streptophyta, Magnoliopsida, Santalales, Ximeniaceae. Gene Ontology annotation, molecular function: protein binding; membrane insertase activity. Gene Ontology annotation, cellular component: mitochondrial inner membrane.
AUUAUUAUGUUUUUCGAACAGAAUCCUUAAUCUCAGCGAGUAAUUAAAAUAUGAAAGGUUUUGGAAAGGAAAUGAGGUUUUUGAAAUAAGGUUUUCCGGCCGCCAACGGCGGAGGCUCUAUUACGUCUGUGUUGGUCCUUUAAUGGCAGCCUUGAAGCUCUUCUCGCUGCUUCGUCGUCGACAACGUCCGUUCUCCUCACUGCCACCUUCGAUCUUCCUUCCCUCGUGCUACCGUGCAGCUCCGACUCCUUGGUCACUGUCACCACCAGUGCCGCCGCCAUCGCCACAUCCAAUUCCAUCUCGCAGACCACUUCACUUUCUGCCUAGCCAAUGCUUGCUUGCGUGCUCUACUUUCCAGCACUACUCUCGGUCGUUCUCGAUUGGUUCUUCGUCAACUGAUGACUCAGAAAGCGGGGAACUUAGUCUGGGUGUCGAGUCCACGGCCGAACUGGAGUUGUUGGACGUAGAGAUCGGUCGUGGCGGUGGCGGUGGUGGUGGUUUGGAAGUCGUCGGUGGUAGUUGUGUCAGUGAUUAUGACUCUAUUUUCCCUGUCCGUGCAGUUAUUUCGUUGCUUGACGGGUUCCAUGAUCUCACUGGAUUACCCUGGUGGAUAGUAAUUGCUUCCUCCACUCUGGCUCUUCGACUUUUGCUAUUUCCCGUGCUUGUUUUGCAACUUAACAAGCUGAAAAGGAUCUCUAAGUUAUUCCCUAAAUUGCCUCCUCCACUGCCACCACCUCUGUCAGGAAGGAGUUAUGUGGACCAACUUGCACUCUUUUUGAAAGAAAAGCGAGCCAUUGGAUGCCCUUCAAUUUUAUGGUUCUUUGCAUAUGUCUCUGUCCAGAUCCCAUGCUUUUUAUUGUGGAUGACAAGUGUAAGGAGAAUGUCAUUGGAUCACCACCCUGGAUUUGAUUCUGGCGGCACUUUAUGGUUCCAGAAUUUAACUGAGUUCCCUCAUGGUCUUUCAAGCCCCAUCUUUCCAUUUCUGAUUGCUGGACUGCAUUAUACAAAUGUUCAGCUUUCUUUUAGGACAACUUCAGUUGGAAAGAUGACUGGCUUGAUUGGCUUAUUGGCAAAAUACUACAAAUUUUAUUUGAAUUUUUUGUCUCUUCCAAUAUUUUUCAUUGGGUUCUGUGUUCCCCAGGGGAGUUUGGUUUAUUGGGUCACAAAUGCUACAUUAACAAGUAUUCAGCAAUUAUAUCUAAACAAUCCUGCUGUGCGCAAGAAGCUGGGGUUACCAGACAAGAAAGAUCCUGUAGGAACUGUGAGUUCUAAAGAAUUGGAUGCACCUGAUCUAAAAUCAUUGGAUCCUCUAAAAAGUCAGGGCAAAAUCACUGUACAAAACCUAUCCCCUCAAGAACUGCUCAGUCUUUCGAUCAAAUUAUUAGCGCAAGGGCAAAAGGAUAGAGCAAUUUUAUUGCUGCAACUGGCGCUUGACAAGGAUCCCGAAUACAUAAGAGCUUUGGUUGUCAUGGGGCAAACUCUAUUACAAAAGGGACUGCCAGCAGAUGCUACUGAAUAUUUAGAGCGUGCAAUCUCCAAGCUCUUUCUUGUUGGCCAUCCAACUGAAGCUGAGGAGGUUGAUCUUUUGAUUCUUGCUUCUCAAUGGGCUGGUGUUGCUUUCAUACGACAGGGGAAAAAUGCAGAAGGAAUUGUACACCUACAAAGAGUGGCCAAUCUGAAAGAGCCAGAGGAACAAAAAAGCAGAGCACAUUAUUUUGAUGGGUUGUUAUUGCUUGCUAGUGCUUUAUACAAUGAAGGGCGUAAAGCUGAAGCAGUGAAGUAUCUGCGCAUUCUCAUUUCGUAUAAUCCGGCCUACAGUGAAUUACUGGAACAAUGUGAGAAGGAUGACGAUGCUUUCGUCAACGAUCUAGUAAGCAGCAGGAGAGGCGAUUACUGAUUUCAUUUUCCCCUACCUUUUUCCCAUCUUUGUAAGUGUAUCAUUUGUAUCUUUUUCACAGUUCAAUUUUGGUCAUCUCCUACGUUGUAGUCUAAUGAACCUGGUUUCAUUGCUGCCGUGAAAUUUCAUUGUUUGUACUCAUUAUAUUUAGGCCUGAUGAUGCUGGGGCCUAUUAAAGAAUAAAGGAUGAAUCAGUCACCA